AUGGCAACCCUCCGCUCCAUCCUCGCCUGCCUCUCCUUCCGCCGCAACCGCGCCAACCGGGCCGGCUACACCGAGCUCCUCUACGACUCCCUCGACUCUCACGGUCAGAUUGACAACGAAAAGUUCGGCCUCUACUCCGACUCCCCACCCGGCAAUAACCAUGAAGAAGGGCAGUACCGAUCCGCCCCAUUGAUGGCCUGCACUUCAUCUGCCGACGACGACGAGGAGCAGCUCGUGGCCAUUGCCAAAAAGAUCGUAAACUUGAUGCACAUAGCCGAGUUCAACGACGACUCCCUUCAGAUCGCCAUCACAGAUGUCGUCGGCGAGAGGAGGUGGAACCGCAAGCUGAUCGAGGAGUGUCUGGACAAUGUUGUCGAGUUGGUCGAGCAGGGGAGGCAGAACAUGGGGGAUGCCAUGACCGAGGCGCUGGACAAGGUGACGGACGUUGCGGAUGAGGAGUUUGCGUUUCCGAGACGGCACCCGGAGAGCGUGGACGGGUUUAUUGCGAUUGUCUCGGUUGGAGUUCUGGCUGAGAUGCAGGGCGCUUGGGUGUUGGAGUUGUUGGGGUUUGGGGAGGUGAAGGACAAGGACUUGGAGGGGAUGGUGGAGGAGGUGGAUGAGAAGAGGGCGGUGGGGGAGGUCAAGAUGUUGACUUCGGACAAGAUUGUGCUGGGGGAGAAGGCGAGGAGGGGGAGUGUAGCUGACUGGUGGAUGAGGGAGUACAAGGCGUAUAUCCCCGAGGGCAGGGUUGAGACCUUCUUUACGAGGCUGGAUAUGGUGGAUCCUGCUGAAUAG
This is a messenger RNA of Podospora anserina S mat+, 795 nucleotides long. RefSeq lists its product as uncharacterized. The coding region runs from base 1 to 795 and encodes 264 amino acids. The transcript has a single exon. The record is from RefSeq and is a predicted model, not a curated record. NCBI's taxonomy places the organism in Eukaryota, Fungi, Ascomycota, Sordariomycetes, Sordariales, Podosporaceae.